Molecule: messenger RNA, 1530 nt
Organism: Aspergillus nidulans FGSC A4
Lineage: Eukaryota; Fungi; Ascomycota; Eurotiomycetes; Eurotiales; Aspergillaceae
Product: FAD-binding oxidoreductase
Exons: 5
Coding region: 22-1530 (502 amino acids)
Molecular function (GO): flavin adenine dinucleotide binding; FAD binding
Source: RefSeq, a predicted model, not a curated record
GUCAAAGUCCGAGUCAAAGCCAUGCGCAUCAUCAACGCUGCGCCCCUCGCGGGCUUUUUAUCCCUCGCGGGCUUGUCGCUCGCAACAAACCCGAACGGUACGUAUGGCUGCGCGGCGCUGAAGAAGGAUAUCCCCAACUCGUUGUUCGAGCGUAACUCGACGGUCUACAACGAUGAAUCGAACAACUUCUGGUCCAAUACGGAGAUCAUGUCACCCGAGUGCGUCUUUCGCCCGGAGUCCGCGACCGAGCUUGGUACGGCGAUUAAGUUGCUGAAGCGGACGAACACGCAGUUUGCUGUACGCGGUGGUGGCCAUAUGGGUAUCAGGGGCUCAAACAACAUUGACGGCGGUGUCUUGAUUGUCAUGUCGAAGCUGAACACUCUGGAGCUGAACGAGGACCAGUCCAUCCUGCACCUUGGUCCUUCGCACCGCUGGGGCGAGGUCUACUCUUACCUCCAGCCCUACGGCCUCGCUGUUGCCGGCGGCCGUCUCGCGCCCGUCGGUGUCCCUGGUCUGCUCCUGGCCGGCGGCGUGAACUUCUAUGGUAACCAGGUCGGCUGGGGCUGCGACACGGUCGUCAACUAUGAGGUUGUUUUGGCCGACGGCUCCGUUGUCCAAGUCAACAAGACCAGCUACCCUGACCUGUUCUGGGCGCUCAAGGGUGGUAGCAGCAACUUUGGUCUGGUGACGCGCUUCGACGUCGAGACGAUCAAAUCACCGCUUGUCUGGGCGGGUUCGUACACGGUGUCGGAGGAGUACAUUGAUGAUUUCCUCAAGGCCGUCGCUACCUUUGCCGCCAACAUCUCCGACCCUAAGACGCACAUUGUCCCCGCUCUGGUCCCUAUCCCAGGCUCGCCCACCGUUGCCUCCGCCAUCCUCUUCUACGACAGCGCCGACACCUCCUUCCCCGAGGUCUUCAAGCCAUUCACCGAUAUCCCGGUCUACGCCAGCACUCUUGGCUUCAAGACGCUUGCCGACUUUGCCGAGGAGCUUGGCCAGAUGGUCGUUGACGAUAUCAAUGACGUUUUCGUCGCCGGCACCGUCAAGGGCACGACCUAUGGCGAAUUGUACCAUGGUAUCAGCAUCAUCAACAGCACCUUCUUCGCCCGCCUGCCCGAACUAUACGCCAAAGUCCCCGCAUCCGCCAUCUCGACCAUCCAGCUCGACUGGCAACCGAUCGGCAAACUCUGGCUGGACGCCUCUGCCAAGGCUGGCGGUAACCCGCUGGGCCUCGACGCGUCGAAGGUCUACCUCGCGUACGCGGAGGUCGUCGAGUGGACCGAUUCGCAGUACGAUGAGGUCGUCAUGCAGUGGGUUGAGGAGACGACCAAUGCGAUCAACGCCGCCACCAAAAAGGCUGGUCUUUAUGAUCCGUUCAACUACAUUGGCGACGCGGCGGGCUUCCAGGAGAUUUUCCCAGGUUAUGGGGCAGAGAACCAUCGCCGACUGGCGAAGAUUGCACAAAAGUAUGACCCCCAUGCGGUCUUUCAGAGUUUGAUGCCGGGAGGGUUCAAGGUUUUUGAGAACUAG